UGCCGAGUCUGCUCACUGUGUUGUUCAACCUUCACGUCACGGGUAGCGUUUCUCCUUUCCUCCCCGUGUAUUCACUUUAGUGCAAUUAGUUUGGCUGUUUGCAAGUGACGAUGGCGUCUGAUGCUCACCCUGGCGUUACCAACUCGUCUGCCGGUAAUGAAGGCAUUCUUAUUGGAGACAGAGUUUAUUCUGAGGUCUUCCUCGCCAUCGACAACUCGCUUAUCCCGGAGGAGCGACUCUCUACAACCCCGUCUAUGUCAGAUGGCCUCGACCUCCACAACGAGACCGACCUGCGCAUCCUUGGCUGUGAACUAAUCCAGUCCGCUGGCAUUCUUCUCCGUUUACCGCAGGUGGCCAUGGCUACAGGACAGGUUCUUUUUCAUCGGUUUUUCUACUCGAAGUCCUUUGUCAAACACAGCUUUGAGAUUGUUGCCAUGGCUUGUGUUAAUCUUGCCUCGAAGAUUGAAGAAGCACCACGCCGAGUAAGGGAUGUGAUAAACGUGUUUCAUCAUUUAAGACUGCUUAGAGGAAAAAGGACACCAACCCCAUUGAUACUUGAUCAGAACUACAUUAACACCAAAAACCAAGUAAUCAAAGCAGAGAGGAGAGUGCUGAAGGAACUGGGGUUCUGCGUUCAUGUCAAGCAUCCCCACAAGAUCAUUGUAAUGUACCUUCAAGUUCUUGAGUGCGAGAAAAAUCAAACCCUCGUCCAAACAGCCUGGAACUACAUGAAUGACACAUUGCGAACAAAUGUGUUUGUGAGAUUUCAAGUUGAAACGAUUGCCUGUGCCUGCAUCUAUCUUGCAGCAAGAGCCCUUCAGAUCCCACUUCCCACCAAACCACACUGGUUUAUGUUGUUUGGAGCCACCGAAGAUGAGAUUAAGGAGAUUUCGAUAACCACUUUAAAACUUUACACAAGAAAAAAGCCUAACUAUGAUUUACUUGAAAAAGAAGUUGAGAAGAGAAAAGUUUCACUCCAGGAAGCAAAACUGAAGGCCAAAGGACUAAACCCUGAUGGAACUCCAGCUCUUUCAACAUUAGGGGGGUUUUCACCUGGCUCUAAACCAUGUUCACCAAGAGAAAGUAAAAUGGAUGAGAAGUCGCCAAAUUCACAGAACUUAAAGGCUGCCAAAAAGGAGCCAGACGAUAGACAGCAGAGCUCCAGGAGCCCUCAUAAUGGCCUUAGGAAAGAAAGCAAAAGGAGCAGAAGUGUGAGCAGAACACCGUCAAGGACUAGAUCAAGGUCUCGAUCUCGAACACCAAGACGACAUUACAAUAACAGAAGAAGCCGUUCUGGUACAUUCAGCUCACAAUCUCGCAGCAGAUCCCACAGCAGAAGUCUUACUCCUCGUCGUCUGCAGAACCACGGAUCUCCUCAUAUCAAAUCCAAACACCGCAAUGAUGACAUCAAGAUUUCAAACAGGCACAGCCACAGAAGAAAGAAAUCCAGAAGCCGCUCGCAUUCUCUCAGCAAGUCCAGAGACCGCUCUGAGGCUGUUAAGAAACACAAGCAUGACAGGGGGCACCACAGAGACCGGCGAGAGAGAUCUAGGUCUUAUGAUCGUACACACAAAAGCAAACAUCAUGGCACCAGUCAUUCAGGGCACAGCAGGCACAGGCGUUGAACGUUGGCUGUUUUUGUGAGAACAUUGAGACUUACAAACUCCAAACCUUAGUUUGAUGUAGGGCUUGUGACUUCAUUUUUUUGUGUAAAGAUGGAAUAUGUUGUAAAAUAAAAAGCUUUGAUUUUUUAUAAGCAUAUUUUCUAAAUUCAGGAAAUGUAAAGUUUUGCACAGUUAAAACGAUACCCUGGACGGUAUAACACAUGUUAAGUUGUAAGAAAUUGUAUACUGUAGAGAUGAGUGAAGUUUUUUUUUGGUAAUACAGCUGGAUGCAGACACUUUUAUUUAAGACCGCUUUUUACCUGUUAGAGCCAUAGUUAAUUUGUUACAUUGGGUUUUAGUCUGCACGUGUAUUGUCUGAUUUUUACAAAAAUAAACUAAAUAUUUCAGUGUGAAAGACUGGGGUAAGGGAACAAAUGGUAAACUAAGGAAGUGUCAAAGUCCAUGACUGCAGUAUUCAUAACUGCAUUACAACCAUGUAACUUCAUUUUGCAAACACAUAUCUUAAAACAAGUGUAAGAAAACAUGAGUGAUGAGGCUACAGCAACCUUGUACAAAUACUUGAAGUGCUCUGUCAUUUUAUAAGUGUACAGUAAAGUCUCAUGUUUGUUUUGGAGCAAGUAACAACCAACUGAAUUGUUUUCGAUACCUCCUUAGUCACAAAUGCACAAUGUUUGGCUUUGGCAAAUCAUAUUCCUGCCCCACUCAGCUCUUAAGAAGGUCUUUAAAGUGAAGGUUAUUUACAGGUCACAGUAGACAUGCCAGGAUAUGCUUGUAACCACAAGAGGGUGUCAACAAAACAUGCUUCUAACUGGAAUACUGUGUUUGUGUUUUUGACCCUCUUGAAUACUUACGUCACUUUAAAACUUUUCAAAACACGUUUAGCCCACAAACCAGCACACAUUAACUACAGUAUUUGGCAGUGUAAGGUAAUUGAGACAUUACCUUAUCUAUUGCAGCUUGAAUGAAUAAGUAAAUCAAAUGACGUAGCAAUAAAGUUGUAUCUUAGUUUGGGUUUAGGUGAUGUGCAAAGAUUGAAAUGCAGCACAUAGGGUAGUCACCAUGAAGAUUUUGUAAGCUUAGCAAGUGUAUACUUGGAACAGUAAAAUUGUAACUGUCCACUCUUUCAUGCGUCAAGAUUUGUAAAUAAAGAAUUAAAAUGUUA
Molecule: messenger RNA, 2787 nt
Organism: Polyodon spathula (Mississippi paddlefish)
Lineage: Eukaryota; Metazoa; Chordata; Actinopteri; Acipenseriformes; Polyodontidae
Product: cyclin-L1-like
Exons: 11
Coding region: 111-1625 (504 amino acids)
Biological process (GO): regulation of transcription by RNA polymerase II
Cellular component (GO): nucleus
Molecular function (GO): cyclin-dependent protein serine/threonine kinase regulator activity
Source: RefSeq, a predicted model, not a curated record